Messenger RNA from Hydra vulgaris (swiftwater hydra), 1700 nucleotides. RefSeq names its product UDP-N-acetylglucosamine--dolichyl-phosphate N-acetylglucosaminephosphotransferase. The record is from RefSeq and is a predicted model, not a curated record. Gene Ontology annotation, biological process: dolichol-linked oligosaccharide biosynthetic process; protein N-linked glycosylation. Gene Ontology annotation, molecular function: UDP-N-acetylglucosamine-dolichyl-phosphate N-acetylglucosaminephosphotransferase activity. Gene Ontology annotation, cellular component: membrane. Lineage: Eukaryota; Metazoa; Cnidaria; Hydrozoa; Anthoathecata; Hydridae.
AUUUAGGCAAAAGUAAAAAAUGCUUAUGUUUUAUCAAGUUGUAAUAAAUUUUUUGUUUGGAUUAUCUUCAUUUGCUCUUCUUUUGCGAAUGAUUCCUGGUGCAAAAAGUUUGUUUUUAAAGGCUGGUCUCAAAGGAAAAGACAUGAGCAAAAAAGAAAAAAUAGAAAUACCAGAAUCCUUGGGUGCUGUAUGUGGGACAGUAUUUUUAGUGUGUAUGUUUUUAUUCAUACCUGUUCCUUUUGUUACAAAAUGGUUAGAAAAAGAUGAAAGCAAUGACUUCCCACAUAAUGAGUUUGUUGAGUUCAUGGCAGCUUUAUUAUCUAUAUGCUGCAUGAUUCUUUUGGGAUUUGCUGAUGACGUUCUUGAUCUUCAAUGGAGAUACAAGCUAAUCUUGCCUACCAUUGCAUCUCUUCCAUUACUUAUGGUUUACUUUGUAAACUUUGGCUCUACUACAGUUGUGGUUCCAUCUCCAAUGCGCUUUUGGUUGGGAUUGCAUUUAAAUUUAGGUGUUUUUUACUACAUUUAUAUGGGAAUGUUGGCUGUCUUCUGUACAAAUGCUAUAAAUAUACUUGCUGGUGUAAAUGGUCUAGAGACUGGGCAGUCAUUAGUUAUUGGGUUAUCAAUACUGCUUUUUAAUUUUAUGGAAUUAUCAGGAGAUUCUUGGAAAAGACAUCUUUUUUCAUUAUACUUCAUACUUCCAUACUGUUUUGUUUCAACAGCAUUGUUGUUCUAUAACUGGUAUCCUUCUGAAGUAUUUGUUGGAGACACGUUUUGCUACUUCUCUGGGAUGACAUUCGCAGUGGUGGCCAUUUUAGGUCAUUUUAGUAAAACUAUGUUACUUUUUUUUUUACCUCAGAUAUUCAACUUUCUGUACUCAAUACCUCAGUUGUUCCGCUUUAUACCUUGUCCAAGACACAGACUGCCUAAAUAUAACGAGAAAUUGGAUAAACUGGAAAUGAGUAAAUCAACGUUUAAAUCAUCUGAACUAAAAAUUUUUGGGAAAACAUUGUUGCAUAUUUGUAAAUUUUUGCACAUAGUUGAUAUUGAAAUAAAUAUAAAUAAAGAUGAAAAUGAAGAAUAUAUUCAAAUCAAUAAUAUGACACUAAUUAAUUUUAUUAUUAUGGUUCUUGGACCAUUGCACGAAGAAAGUUUGGUCAAAAUAUUGCUUUUAAUUCAAAUGCUUUGAACAUGUCUGGCAUUUGUGAUUCGUUAUCAAGUUUCAAAGUUAUUUUACUAAAAUUUAUUUUUUUAAAAUUUAUAAAAUUUUGAAGCAAUAGUUAUAUUGUUAAUUUUGAUUGAUAUAUAUUUAAAAUUUGUAGUAAACUGUGUGCUUUAUGUAAAAAGUUUUUUUGUCUCAAAGAAACUGUUGUUUAAUUUUUAUUAUAAAAGUUUAUUGCAAACAAUACUGACCAACAACAUUACAGACAGUAUUGACAAAAUAGUUACCAGCCUUCCAGACAAUAUGGACAAGUAGUCACAAAGUGCAUCCAAGACAAUGCUAACAAAAAGUCAGCAAUUUAGACAUUGAUGAUAAAUAACAAUCUUGGCAUAGCAGACUGACAAAUAGUCAAUGACAGCAUUUCAAACAAUAAUGACAAUUAGUUACUGAUUUUAUUUCAGACAAUUUGUUUGUGAUAAUAUAGAUUAAAAAAAUGUAUAAAUAAGAAUUCAGAAAUAUAUGUUUGAAUUUUUUCAAAUAA